Penicillium alfredii is the source of this 1014-nucleotide messenger RNA. RefSeq names its product putative ubiquitin-conjugating enzyme. The transcript is spliced from 4 exons. The record is from RefSeq and is a predicted model, not a curated record. Bases 1 to 1014 code for a protein of 337 amino acids. NCBI's taxonomy places the organism in Eukaryota, Fungi, Ascomycota, Eurotiomycetes, Eurotiales, Aspergillaceae.
AUGUCGACCUUUAAAUUACCUUCCAUUCCAUCGCUAAGAAAGCAGCAGCUUCAUCUCGAGUUCGCAAGCUUGAGGCAUGCACCACCACCCGGUGUCUAUGUGACCCUUGCACCCGGGGAUCCCACGCUGUGGAAUGGAGUCAUUUUUGUUCGUUCCGGUCCCUACGCUUCAGCCAUUCUCCGCUUCCAGAUCCGCUUCCCCGAUACCUACCCCGAUCUCCCGCCGCUCGUCACUUUUACGACCGAUGUGUUCCAUCCCCUAAUCGUACCCCUUACCACAUACACAUUCAGCACCAGCUCGCCGAGUGAUAACCCGAUCAGCGCGUCGGACGAGGAGCGGCUACCACCGGGCGGAUUCAGCCUGCGCCAUGGGUUCCCACAUUGGUUUGGCCGGACAAAGCGGAGUGGUCUGAGUUCAAGAGCAUCAUCACGGAACGUGAGCGGAAACAGCGCACACUCUGGGGGAGAAACGGCACCUACCGGCCCCACAAUAGAUGGCGAGGCACUAUCUCAGGCAAAGCCAUCAGCGGAACCGUCGAGCGACCCUGUAGCUGGCGAAGAGCAAUCGCUGAAGAAUGAUGGCAAUGCUCCUGUUGCCCAGGUUCCUUCGGCUAACCGAUUCACAGAACCAAAGAAGAUUGUCCCAGUGUUGACCAUCCUGAAUUAUAUUCGCUCCACAUUCGACGACGAAACUGUUUUGGACGCCCUACCUGUUGAAGUAGCAGGCAACCCAGGGGCCUGGCAUGCGUGGAAGGCACAUCGCCGAGGUGGCAGCGGCCUGGGCGACUUGAAACGGGACAGCCCGCAUGCUAGGCAGCCCGGGGAUUGGCAUUGGGAUGGGAUCUGGGCCAAGCGGGUGCAGCAUGAGAUUGAGACAUGCCACUCCGACCCCAUGUUGUUUGGAAAUGCUGCUCGUGGAGGUGGCGAUGAGAUGAUACGAUUCUCGCGGAUGGAUGAUACAACAUUGACUUCGGUGAAGGAGUUGAUGGCUGCGACAGUUGGAGAAGGAGCAUGA